AUGCCUACUGCAGUAAUGUGGACACAACACAAGAAGCACAAUAGAGGUGCACCACCUCCAAAGCCUACUGCCAAAGGGGUAACACAGGGAAAUGUCACACCCCACAAGCCUCAUCUUUUAGAAAGACAAGGCUCCCAGACACACUUGAGAGUAUUUCACAUCCCAAACCUGAAAGAACUACAAUUGCAUCAAGAUCGUAGAAUUGAUGCUACUAGCAAGACAUAUCAUGGUACUUGGGGUUACGUUCACUUUGUGAACCCCGAGCUCCUGACCGGGCUUGAUCCAAGCCUCUGUACUCUUCCUGUGCUUCAGAAAAUUCUCAAGGAUGACUGUGAACGACCAGUUGAUUCGGGUGAAUUACUUCGUAGUAAAGCCCAAGAAGUACAAGGACAUGAAAAUCUUGAAUCUUGCUGUUAUUGA
Messenger RNA from Melampsora larici-populina 98AG31, 420 nucleotides. RefSeq lists its product as uncharacterized. NCBI's taxonomy places the organism in Eukaryota, Fungi, Basidiomycota, Pucciniomycetes, Pucciniales, Melampsoraceae. The record is from RefSeq and is a predicted model, not a curated record. Bases 1 to 420 code for a protein of 139 amino acids. The transcript has 4 exons.